Messenger RNA from Prunus persica (peach), 1206 nucleotides. RefSeq lists its product as uncharacterized. The record is from RefSeq and is a predicted model, not a curated record. The transcript has 2 exons. Gene Ontology annotation, cellular component: chloroplast thylakoid membrane. Lineage: Eukaryota; Viridiplantae; Streptophyta; Magnoliopsida; Rosales; Rosaceae. Bases 163 to 939 code for a protein of 258 amino acids.
CGGCGUGCUAGACACGAGCUAGGAUAGGCUGUGGUGCCAUCAAAUUCUCAUCCCCUUCCCUUGGAUUACAGACCAUUCACUCCUUCAUUGCACCACAACGCAGACACACGGUGUGUAACUCUCUCUCUCUCUCUAAAUGGUUGGGCCGUAGACGACCAGAAAAUGGCUGUUUCAUUCUACUCGGCCGUUGGCUUCAAUUCUAUGUUAAAAGCCAAGUACCAGAGCAUGUCACAAUUUUCUGCUGGAGCUUGUAUACCUACGGCUUCCCAAUUCACAUCUUCAUUCGGAACAUUUAGGCCAAAGAGGGAUAUAAGCAAGAAAAGAUGGGGCUUAUGUCUUUCAGUUGCUGAUAGCAAUCGUCUUACCACAGAGACCGAUGAUAAGGCUUCUGGAAAUACUGCAAGUUCUCCUUCUGAUGACCGAUUACCAAUUGUGAAUUCUUCAUCUUUGGGUUCUUCUGCCAACGACAGUCAGUUCCAAACUAGUGUCCUAGAUCAGUCAGGGACUCAAACCUCUGAGCCUUCCAAUGGGUCUUCAGUUUCCUCAAGCCAGGAGCGGGACGCACCUCUGUCACCUAAUGUGCAAUCUAAAUCAAAAAGAUUGCCGCUAACAGCUAGGGAGAGACUGAGGGCAGCCAAGGUUCUCAGGCGUUAUAACACUGAAACAAAGCCAACUAAAAAAUCAGAGAGGGGCAAGAAUGUAUUAGAUGCUCUCAGAGACAGUGAACGUGGGAAGAAAAGAUCCGGACUUCCAGAGGCCCCUACAAACAUUUUUGACGACAGCAAGCGAGGGAUGCCAAAGCAGGGCCUAACUUGGGAUUUUCCAGGGGGUGCUGAUUUGUUUCUAAUUAUCUUCUCAUUUGUAUUUAUCAGCACGGUCAUGUUUGCUACAACUUACGUUGUUUGGAAACUUGGUGCCAUCCAUUUCAAUGAAAACUGAGGGAUGGACUGUGGAUUUGAAAUCAACAUCGGGCGAGCCACCUUGAUGCCUCCAUAUACCAAAGUUCUCCUUCGCAGCCACAGCCACAGGACUAGGAUUUGAAAUCAUUUUAGGCAAGAUAUACACGUCAAUGUACAAAGAUUUGCAGGGUCAAUAUUUGUUGUAUCAUGAUCAUGGGUAUUCAACAUUUACUGCUCGCAUACUUUUGUAGCUUCAUUGAAGAUAGACAUAUAUGGUAACAGCUAUUCAAUUCCUUGAACUUCUUCC